UUAUUAAUAAGAAUAGUAAAUUAGAAAGAACAAAGAAUGCCUAAAGUCUUCUUCCCCUGAAGUCUCUUACGUUUUUCCCCUACGGCUGUACCUCUUCCUCCUGGAGCCAAAAUUCCCAACCUCUCGAAACUUCCAAGUUUUUUUUUGUGAUUUUUCUGGGUCUGAAUUGUAGUUAACAUAAUCCCACUUUUACGAUCUUCUUCGUCUUCCUCUAGAUCCUUCAUUUUGGUCCCAUAAUUUACCCUACCCACUCUCUACAGCGUACAUCAUUUUUGAAUUCUUUCUAAGAUUAAUACUGCUGUACCGUAUAGGCAUAAACACAAACACCUUACUUGUCCACACCGUCUGAGUUUUGAAAUACUGAAGUGGGAAGAGGGAAGAAACUCGGGCUGAAGAUUUUUGGGGGACAUCGCAAAGGGUUAGAGUUGAAAAGAUUAAAAAAGAAAAGAAUGUCCCCAGCAAUGGAGGCGGCGGAACAAGCGGAGCAGCUCAAGCUUGAUGGCAACAUGGCCUUUAGCAAAAGUCGUUUUGGUGCCGCCAUUGAUGCUUACACGGAGGCGAUUGCGUUGUGCCCUAACGUGCCCAUUUAUUGGACGAAUCGUGCCUUGUGUUAUCGUAAGCGCAAUGAAUGGACAAAAGUGGAGGAAGAUUGUAGAAAGGCUAUUCAGCUUGAUCAUCAUUCUGUCAAGGUUCGUGAAUAGGUACUUUUGCAUCAACAUUUAGUAUCGGUCGGUAGUAACCCCUUGGCAAACUUUUUGUUUUUGUUUCUGUAUUGCGUACAGUUUGUUUUUCAUAAAUUAGUUAUGCCAUAGUUUCUCUUAACUCAAAUUUAGGCAUUGAGCAUGCCUGAUGCUUGCCAUUGUGAUUAAACUUUUGAGAUUGGGUUUGGUGUCUAGUGCACUUUGAGUUUGGUUUCGCGUCCACGAUCAGAUUGAGACCUCCAGGGCUUUAUUGCUUUUGAUAUUCUUGGAGGGUUGAAUUGUUGACAUGUUUGGAAUGCACACAGUAACACCUUGGUUGUAUAACUAUUGUCAAAUUUCCACACAACUGUCAGAAAUACCUGCCAAGCUACCACCGUUAUUUAGUUUUGGUGAUUAAGUUGAACUCCUUCCACUUGUGAUGUUUAAACUUUAAAGUAUAGAUAGAAGGCAUUUAUUUCCCAGGCGCUGAUAGAGCUUGGGAAUCUAUAUCUAUCUGUAUUUUUCUUGGUCAAAUCUGGUGGCAAGCAUUGUGUCUUGAUUGGGGACAUCCAUGAGCGAAACACUCUCAAUGUUUGGUGGUCGGGGAUUAUAAUUCUGAACAAUGGGGUUUGACGUUGGCGUUGCUUUCGGAAAUCUAUACUUGGAUCUAACAUCUGCAGUUAGUUACUUCUAGAUUUGUUCUUUGUGUAAUUUCAUAGUAAAAAAGAAACCACACUCGUUGAGACAAGAGUUAGAAUUAACGACUGGGUCAAUUUGUUGGCUUUUUUCAGAGACAUGAUCGGAGUCUUGUGAUUAGCCACUUAUUUUGUUCUUCUGCUGAUUUUAUCCUUCUUUUCUUUUCCCUUAGAGCUUGCUUUACGGUUCCUUGUAAGGUCCAGAUUUAAAGAAUCAGAUAAUCUAUCACAUAUGUUCAAGUUAUCCAUCUCGCUAUACAGUCGUUUAGGACUGACCUGUGUAGAGUAUCUGAAGGUUCUUAGAUUUUCUCAUCAUUUUCGGUUGCCUCCUCAUUUCAUCAGCUAAUGUGUUGAAUGAAUUUGAUUUCUUAAUCCUAAUUUUCGAUUUGUGAUCUUGUUUUAUGUGGUUCAUAGAGACUGAACCUGACUGGGAGCUAAGGGUUAGUGGGAAUGUAAAAGAAAUAUAUUGGGAGCAUGAGGAUUUUUUAACUUGAAAGUGAGAUACAAAUAGGAAGUGAGUCGAUGAAAUAGUUAAUGCAUAUAUUUAUCUUGUUUUACCAUGAAAUAUAGAGUUAGUAAGCCAUUUGGGAACAAAGAUGUGAAGAGAGCAUAGUUGAAUCUCACCCUUCUAAUUACCUUUCUUUGUGAAUGGGUGAGGAAAGAUUGCUUGGUGGUCUUUGAUUAUUGAUUCACUCAGAGUUUAUCUAUGAAUCUGUAUUAGCCUCAAAUUUUAAUAGUGAUUUUCUUCUUUUUCCGUAAGUUGUUACUUCCUGGUCUAUAGUAAGAUGAUUUGUUAUGUUUGAUUACAUUGAUAUUUUUGUUUGAUGUUGUUCGAAUUUGUGACAUCGCAUACUUUCUUUUUAUAAAUUAAUAUGUUAGGCAUGCCAUUCUUUUUAAUGUAGGGCUAUAAACUGUCAGCUGGUAGCUGCCUUUGAAGUAACUGUGUGACAUGGUGUGCUUUCUGGUUUUACAGGCCCAUUAUAUGCUUGGUCUUGCUUUGCUGCAGAAGGAAGAAUUUGCUGAAGGAGUUCGAGAAUUGGAAAAAGCAUUAGAUCUUGGAAGGGAUGCUAAUCCAAAAAGUUAUAUGGUAGAGGAGAUAUGGCAGGAGCUUGCAAGAGCAAAAUAUUUGGAAUGGGAGCAUGAAUCUACCAAGCGUUCAUGGGAACUUCAAAAAUUGAAAGGUACUUGUGAAGCAGCUCUAAAGGAGAAACAGUUUUUGGAUUCUUCUGAAAAGGAAGGUUUUGUAGAUGAAACUAUGAAAGCUAAUGCUGAUCAACUUGAAGCUUUGGAUAGGGUUUUCCAAAAAGCUGCAGAAGAUGAUAUUCCAACAGAGAUACCAGAUUAUCUAUGUUGCAAGAUUACUCUUGACAUUUUCCGCGAUCCAGUGAUCACUCCCAGUGGAGUUACAUAUGAGAGGGCUGUGCUGCUUGAGCAUUUUCAAAAGGUAGGUAAAUUCGAUCCAAUCACACGAGAAUAUCUUCAUCCAUCUCAACUGGUUCCGAAUUUGGCCAUAAAAGAGGCAGUACGAGCUUUUCUGGACAAGCAUGGGUGGGCUUACAAAAUAGACUGACAUGAGGCCAUGCCUUGGCUUUCAAAGAAGUGCACCGAUUCUUGCUUUUCACAAAGCGAAGCUAACUUUGAUUGAGGAGUUUUGGCAUUGCGGCCCCGAAGGCUAAUGAAAACAUGUGUACCCAAUUGUAUAAAAUUGCAACAUUGUGAACUUUUGGGUUGUACAGGUAGGGAAUUACAGCUUUUAAGUUGCAAAAGUAUUACUGUACAGAGUUUGUACCUUACACUUGAGCUUGAAUGCUUGAUUUUAGAUCACAGGCUGAGUCUGCUUUGUCUUUAUAGAUUCUUCUUGUGAUGGAAUGUUCAAUGCUGGUUAUGCCAAGUUGCAAACUUUCCGAUUUAAUAUUCAUUCAUUUCCUAAAAGUAAAAUAUUAGUUGGUCUCAACUUGUUUGUGUGGAUUGAAUUAUCAUCCGAUUUUUGUUUUACUUUUUCUGCGACAUGUUUCGGUAAUGGAGACUGAGACAAGGGCUUGUCCUUCCAUUCAAUAGGUAGGAGAAAAUGCUAAUACAGGUUUAACUUUUCGACUGUCUCAUCUAGGAGUGGUGCAUUCCCAGUAGGAGCCUAUGAGAUCUCGUCUACACUUGGGAAGAUUUGUUUUUUAAGGGUACCUGUGAAGUGUUCUAAGUGGAGUUCACAAGUAUAGUUGUACCUGUAGAUAGCGCAAAAAAUCAAACUCACCUUAAUAGAGUUAAUAGUGUAAGAUAAGCUGCGAAAAAUUCAAACUCUCAAGUCUCAAUGUAUGAGUGUUAUAAUAUGUUUUGUUAAGGAAAAAUAAAGUAAAAUUUUUACCCAAAGAAAUUUUGCUUGUAACCACAGAUACAAACAAGUAUUCCGCGUGCUUCUUCUUCAUCUACUGGUAUGGCUGAUGCAAUGGUUUUUGCUAAGUUGUUAUUUUGUCUACGUUGUUGAUGCUUGUUUUAUUAAAAAAAAAUCUGGCUUGAUGUCCUCUGCCGUCGGUGACUAUGGAGUAUGGACAAUUGAGGAUGCCAAUCCGCAAGCUAGAAUUAUCCGUCAUCAUGUUCCUAUACUACUAAUGGAAAACUAUCAACAUGUUUCAGAUGCAAAAAAGCUUCAACGACCCCAGCCACAACCGGAGCAAUAAUCUUCACGGACAUAUGUCGGGCAAGGGGGCCUUCCCCCGGGUAUUUCCCACCAGAAGGGCUCCUUGCGGGGAAGUGGAUAUUUGCUACACAAAGGAAGUUUUCUUGGGUCACAGCAACGCAGUCCGCAAGCCUCAUCCUUUUUCAAGGCCAACUCAAACACAUCUUUCCGCUCGCAAGACGUCACCUCUCGCGCUUUACAAUGACCACGUCCAACUACAAACCGUGCUCGAAAAGUGGUCUUCUGAGUGUUUCUGGGAUCGCCAACUCGAGAAGCAGCCAAGGUAACGUAAUACAGAAAUCUAAACAUCAUUAAGGUCGUAAGUCACGGUCCGAACCUCAACAUCCUUGUGUCUCUGCAGAUAAAACAUCAUAAGUGAAAAACUGAAAAAGCAAACCUAUUCCUUCACCAGAGUCUUAUAAAUGAUAAGAUAUAUGAAAACAGGAAAUCAGACAUAAAGACAUGCUACCAUAGUUGCCAUACGUAACGCCCCGAAAAACAUUAAAUAUAAAGUUUACCUCAUGAUCCUCAUGGUGGUUGUUGUGGUAAAAUGCAAGACAUUGCUGAGAAAUCUGACGGAACUCAGCCAUGGUUCUGACCUCAUCAUACUGGUACUCUUUAAAAGAAAGUAUUGUUGGACUGGAGGUAUCAUAAUGAGGAGGAUCAUUGACCUCAUAACCCUGCAGGUAACAAAGAAGAGCCCCCCCACCACUUGAAAGUAACAACAGCAACCGGGAAAAAAAAUUCAAUGGUGGUUAUAAUUCUAUAAGUUGCGAGCUUUUUUGUUCCAAAUUCUCGUUCAUUUCCGA
Oldenlandia corymbosa var. corymbosa is the source of this 4855-nucleotide messenger RNA. The record is from the annotation of a GenBank genome assembly. Lineage: Eukaryota; Viridiplantae; Streptophyta; Magnoliopsida; Gentianales; Rubiaceae.